Molecule: messenger RNA, 1185 nt
Organism: Racocetra persica
Lineage: Eukaryota; Fungi; Glomeromycota; Glomeromycetes; Diversisporales; Gigasporaceae
Source: the annotation of a GenBank genome assembly
AUGAUUUAUCAACAAUUUCAAGAUUCGCAAUUCUCUGAACAAAUCUUAAUGAACCAUCAUCCCAAACCAACUCUUCUCUAUUGUACUCCUCCUCAUUCUCCAUUACCGAUGUCCAGCAAUUUAGCGUGUGUGAAAUCCAAACAUCGAUGUUAUUACACAUCUUAUUCGCCUCCAGAAGAUACGCUAGCAACAGUUCCUGAAGAUGAAGCAAUCAAAGCCAUACGACAACAACACUGGAUCCAAACUCAAAGAAUGAAUUCUCAACCUACUGUUGUAAAGAAUGAAUAUGAUUUGGGAUCUACCAAUGGAUCUUUUCUUAACGAUGGCUCCUUCCUUGGUUUAAAUGUCGAAAGUCCCACUGUACCUAUUGCUUUGGUCUCUGGCACUCAAUACGUUCCUACACGAUUUCAAACUCCACAACUAGCUCAAAUCCCUCCUACUUCUCCAAAUUCGGUACAACAAUCUUAUAUGGUACCGCAGCAACGUCAACAAAUUUCUACUCAAUCGUCUCCUCUUAUUAAUCAAAAUACCCUUACUUCAUUUUUGCAGCCAGCUUCUCCAGGAGCAGGUCCUAUGAUACCACCAAGUGGUUUCGCAACCGUGACUCAAUUACAAUUAUGGAUUUAUGAAAAGAUUAUAGCUUUAAGUCAAGAAUGGAGAGGAGAAGCUGAUCAAUCUUACGUUUUAGAUCCAGAUGAAAGAUUAAAAUUACGAAUGGUUGAUUAUGAACAACAAGGACAAUUUUAUGUUGCACAACAACAAUUCGAUGUUGAAAUUGAAUGUUCAGAAUAUACUUCUGUUAAUACUGGUGAUUUUAAACCUUAUAAUGAUUUAAAUCAAUAUGACGAUGACGAUCGACAUAGUGGCAAUAGUAAUCCAAGCAGUAUCGAUAUAGAUCCAAUGGAUACUUUUCUUCAUAAAAUUUAUGCUUUCGUUCGUAAAUUUAUGAGAGAUGUUCCUUGGUUACGUGAUAAUUUCAUGUUAAAUUUUAGAAGAACUCCAUCAAUUGCGAUGGAUUAUGAUAUUACUUGCGAUGGUGUAUUAUCUGAUGUUGCAGUUGAAAUUCGAAGAAAUCAACCAUCUUUAUUUUAUCCUCAACAACAAAAUCGACAACAAUUAUUUUCGGUACAAAACGAUAUUUAUGAAUCACAGAACGAUAUAGUUAAAGGACGAUUAUUUUUAUAA